AUGCCGUUCAUGAAAGGCGCUGCUCCGAUCCGGAGAACUAUACAAUAUUUGGAAGCUGGGAAGAUAGUGUUCAAAGACCGAAUUAAAAUUGUAUCAAUUCACUACAACACUUUGGGUGAAAAUCAUCGUGGAACCCGAGACUUUGUGUUUUGGCACCUCCCUCAAAUUCAAUUUAAAAAUCCUGAUGUUCAAGUGAUGACUCUUAAGAAUAUGACACCGACACCAUUCAUAAGAUGUUUCAUGAGCGAUGGUAAGGAUUUGUUAAUUGAUGUUGAUAACCGUGACAAAGAUCGAAUUCAUGACCAUGUUUUACAAGUUCUUGGAAAACCAAAAGAAACACUCCACAUGGAAGCCAUGGCUAAAGAGAAAAAAGAUAAUAUUGCCAAUUUUGGAUAUAUGUGUGAAAAACAUUGUAUGUGUGAAAUUUUUGGACAAGUUCCGUGUCCAGCAGUUGUGCCAUUGCCUAAAUCUUGGAGAGGCAAAUACAAAAAUGAAGAAUCAUAG
This is a messenger RNA of Macrosiphum euphorbiae (potato aphid), 504 nucleotides long. Lineage: Eukaryota; Metazoa; Arthropoda; Insecta; Hemiptera; Aphididae. The record is from the annotation of a GenBank genome assembly.